AGGACCUUCCUCUUAAAUUUAUGGAAUUAAAUCACUCAUGUAGAGGCAACAGAUCGUAAAUUCUUUCAGCUCGUUGCUUCGCGGGUUUUGUUUGUAUACGGCUGUCAAAAAAACGUAAACAAAUGCCGUGAGCCGUUGCUAUUUUGAAUCGCCAGAAAGCGCAAUGUUGUGUUGGCGUGCGGUGCAAUGUUAAUUUCGGUUUCCAUCCAGAAUGUGUUCAGUGUGGCGUUUUGUUAAUGUCGUAUGGUUUAAGUAGUGUCUAAGAACGUUGCUCGAAGCUGCCUACAAUAAUGGAGAUUGAAGCACGCCACAGCGAACUGCGAAAGCGGCUGGAUGUGCUGGGCUUUGGCCAUCCGCUGCCCCUAAGCGCAAUCGGAAUCGUUUCGGCAAUUUUGGACGAUCUCAUACAAACAUCGGAAAAGCUGAAAAAUGCCAACCACAAAAUCGAACUGCUGCAUCAGGAAAAAGCUGCCUGGGAGCUUGGUGUGGAACCGUACAAGUGUGACAACUCCCGACUGCUGGCCGAAUGCAACGAGCUGCAUCUGGCGCUGAUCAAGCAGCAAGAUAAACACAUCCUGGCGAACACGGAGCUGCGAUCGCGCGUCCGAUCGUUGCAGGCGGAAAGGAAGCAGCUGGAAGAGAAAUGUCUCCAGGCGGAGUGUAAGAUCCGGGAGCUGCAAGCCACAGGCGCUAGCGAGUGUGUGAAAUCGCGCAAGGAUAGCACCAACAAGCAGCGUAAACCAUUCAUAUCAACCGUACGAGCGGGCACGUUUUACCAACCGCCAAAGUGCUGUGAACAGGGUAUGCAACAGUCCGGGGCCCUACCGCCGACGUGCCGCUGUCCGUGCAACCAGCUGAAGCAGGUCGAACGAUUGCGCGUUGAGACGGAAAACCAGCAAGGUGUCAUCGAUGCCCUCAAGAAUCAGGUAAAUUCCCGCGACAGGGAAAUUCAGCGACUCGGGGCACUGUUUGCUGGGGGACGUCCAGCUGCGGCACUGGCUAAAGAUUGUUGCUAUCGUGAUGUUAACGAGCUUGGGCAUGACGUUGCUACGCUGCAGCAGGAAAAGUUAUCGCUGAAGCAAGAGCUGCACCAGCUACAGGAAUCACACGAACGCACUGCUCGCAAGCUUACCCGCGUGUCGGAAAAGAAUCAACAGCUUGAGGAGGAUUUGCGUAAAUUUGAAAAUGUCGCCCUGAAGGUAGAGUCGGAAGCAAACCUGAAUAUUCUUGAGCGCGAUCGCAAAAACUCCGAUCUCCAGGUUAAGCUACAGCAAUCGCAGUUGCGCGUGCGGGAACUAGAAUCACUCGUGGAGCUGUGCUCCGGUGCAAACAAAGUCCAUCACUUGUCCGGUUCUACCUCUGGCUCAUCCUCAUCUGUUGCUGCUGCUGCCUGUGCCGCGGAUCCUACGCUGCAAAAUGCGUUAAAACAUGCGGUGGAAGAAAAGCGUCAGCUUUACAAGCAACUGAACGACUGGAAGGAUCGCGAACAGUCGCUUCUGGCGGACUUUGAAAAAGUGAAAUCGAAAUACACCCGACUUAAGCAAAAGUAUUCCGCGCUCGAACAAACACAACAUCAUCCGCGUCACGCAAAGUCUAGCAGCGCCGAGAGUCAGGCUGAGCUACACUCCUUACAGUAUCGAUGUACCGAACUGGAGGAGAAACUGCAGCACGUGAAGGAAGAGCGCGAUCGGUAUAGUUCGGACGCGGAACGUCAGCGUAGCGUUGUGACGCAACUGAAGCGUGAAAGCUUAGAAAAGGACCACGAACUGGCGGACCUGAAGAGUGAGCUUCACACGCAGCGAAAGCUAAACCCUCGACCCACUACAACGGCCAGUUCCGGGGCGGGAAGGUUAAGGACGGCAGAUUCGAACGGUUCCGUCCAAUCGUCGCUUUCCGUGCAGGCGGCCAUUCAUCGGAUCGAGCGGGAGCGGGAUGUGGCGAAGGGUGAGAUCCGGCAGCUGGAACAGGAACGGGAUGCUUUGCGCGAGAAGCUAAAACUGUCCACCCGCAGUCAGCAGAGCGAGCAGACCAAGCACGACAAUGCGAUGGCUGAGUACGCCGGACAGAUGGCGAAGCUGGAAGCGGAAAAGCGUGAACUGCACGGUGGGCUAUCGGCCAGCAAGAUGAAUGUGAAGCUGCUGAAGGAAGAAAACCGGGAACUGCAGAGCCGCGUGAAGGAGCUGGAGGAGAGCUACAGUCAGCUGAAACUUUCCUACUCUCAUCUGAAAAUCCUGCAAGAGCAAGCCGAAACUGCCCUAAUGCAGUAUCAAAAUCGUCUACUCUGCACCGAAACGCAGCUAGGUACGACAGAGAGCAAGCUACUGCACGCCGGCAGCAACGCCGAGGAUGCUCAGCAGGAGGUUGGCAAGCUGAAGGCCGAGAUCAGUGUUCUGAAGGCUUCGAAUGGAGCGCUUGUACGAGAGAAGGACAAACUUUUGGUUGACCUGGACAAGAAGACGGAAAGUUUGUACGCGAUCGAAGCGGAACUGUCCGACCUGAAGGCGAAGCGGAAAGAUCUUCAGGCUACGAUCGAUAGGAUGCAGCGGAAGCUUGACAACGUUAGCUCGGACAACAUCCACAAGGAAAGCACACUGCGAAGCGUUUCCACCGAAACCGACACGCUUAAAAAGCAGAUGGCGACGUUGAAGCGCAAAAACGAUAACGCUUCGACAGAGAAUGGACGCCUGUCGAACGAGCUAACGGACGCGCUGGCCGAGCUGACGCUAACGAAGCGGCAACUUAAGGAUUCGCAGCAGGAAGUGGAACGGAUGAAAACGCAAUUACGCGAAUACGUACAGGAGAUGCAGCGUGCCGAAGAGUUGCUGUCGGAGAAGGAACGUGAAAGAGAGCAGAUGCUCGACCGUUACAGAUCCCUUUCUGAAGGUGUUAAUGUGCUGGAGACGAGCAAUCAUACACUCGAAGCAGAAACCAGUGAAGCAAGGAAACUGCUGCAGGAAGCGGAAGAACGGAUCGCCACGAUGGUGGAGCUGAUGAACGAGCGGGAGCAAAACAUACGCGAGUGUGAGCAUCAGAUAACGGAGCUGUCGGCAAAUCUGGCCGCUACCCAAUCGGAGCUGGAUGCACUGCGCGAGGAAAACAAUUCACUCGCGAUGGAUUUGGAAGCCACCAAGGAGCUCUGCAAUAAGCUCGAUCUGCAGAAGGACAAACUGCAGGCGGAGCUAGAGGAACACUCGAACAUCCGCGAGCAGCUGGCCCGCGAGAAGGGCACGUUGCAGAAAGAGCUGACGCUUGCACGUACCGGCGAUCGGGCAACGGUUGACGGGCUGCAGGAGCUGCUGGCCGCUAGUCGAACCGAUGUGGAGCACCAUCGUAUAGCGCUCGCCAAUCAGCAGCAGGAAACGGAAAAGCUUCGUGCGGAGGUGGACACGUUGCGGAGGCGAUUGAACGAGGAGCAGGAAACCGCACGCCGCAGUGAAGCACUGGCCAGCGAGUAUAGUGUGCAGCUGCAAGAGCUGAGACGCCGCAUCACGGACGAACGGUUCGCACAGAUACGGUCCCGCGCUGGGGAGUCGACGGAGCGCGAAGCUGACGAGCAAGAUGACGAGGACGACUGCAACAGGUACUCGACGAUGUAACAUUCCGCGCUAGGAGGGAUAAGCGUUUUAGUAUAAGCUUUUAUAUUCCAUUUUUUCUAACUCGAACGUACUGAUGAACCCAUGGCGCUAGAAUUAGGCGGUACUUAGAGGCAGCGAAUAAAGCAAGCGAACCACCUUCCAAAGAAAA
Anopheles stephensi (Asian malaria mosquito) is the source of this 3744-nucleotide messenger RNA. It is a transcript of the gene Cep135, whose product is annotated as centrosomal protein of 135 kDa. The transcript has 10 exons. The coding region runs from base 291 to 3596 and encodes 1101 amino acids. Lineage: Eukaryota; Metazoa; Arthropoda; Insecta; Diptera; Culicidae. The record is from RefSeq and is a predicted model, not a curated record.